Aspergillus fijiensis CBS 313.89 is the source of this 672-nucleotide messenger RNA. RefSeq lists its product as uncharacterized. NCBI's taxonomy places the organism in Eukaryota, Fungi, Ascomycota, Eurotiomycetes, Eurotiales, Aspergillaceae. Gene Ontology annotation, molecular function: 4 iron, 4 sulfur cluster binding. The coding region runs from base 16 to 672 and encodes 218 amino acids. The transcript is spliced from 2 exons. The record is from RefSeq and is a predicted model, not a curated record.
GGUCGUUCUACUGUCAUGGAUUUGGCACUCAGCAUAUACCUGGCUCUGCGGAGCUAUUUGACGGAGCGGUUCCUCGCCCGACACGGAUGCAACAUCGACAUCCUGGCCGUCUCGUGCGACUCGUUCAACGAGUCGGUCAACGUUGCCAUCGGCCGCGGCUCCGGCAACCAAGUCACCAAGCUCUACGAGAUUCGGGACCUCUGCCGGGCCUACGGGAUCAAGUUCAAGAUCAACACCGUGGUCUGCCAUCUCAACUUCGAUGAGGACAUGAACCGGUUCAUCGAGGAGCUGCAGCCGUUCCGCUGGAAGUGCUUCCAGGUUCUGCUCGUUCCGGGGGAGAAUGAUUCGGAACGAAGGCUUCGCGAUGCCCGCAGGUUCCUAAUCCGGGACGAGGAGUUUGUUCAUUUCUGUGAUGUUCGCCGCCGACAGAGGACAUUUGUACCGGAGUCGAAUGCGCUUAUGGCGAAGUCAUAUUUGAUCCUGGAUGAGCAUUUGCACUUUUUGGAUCGAGAUGGUCGUGAGCCGUCACCUUCGAUACUGGAAGUUGGGUUUCAGAGGGCACUUGAGAGUGUCUAUUGGGAUGAGAAGAGCUUCAUUUCGAGAGGUGGGAUGUACGAUUGGUCGAGGGAUCAACAGUCAUGUUCGGAAACCCACAGGGAUUUAGACUGGUAG